AGCUGUUUGAGGGAAUCUAAUCUAUUCGUUUCGUUGUCUGAUUCACGAAUUAAUUGUAAGAAAAACUGUUGAAGGUAUAACAACUUAUUACCUUAUAUGGAGAUGAAUCAAGUAACGAUAUUGGACUUAAAUGACUAUUGUCUUGGUCGCGUAUUAAAAUAUCUUCAAAUCGAAGAUCAUGUAAAUUUUGCAGAAACCUGCAUGCGAUUUCGCGACGUCUUAAGAGAUUGGUCCUGUGUGCUCUAUCCGGAGUUUAGGAUUGAAGAUGAUACGAAUUUCAAAUGGAAAUUAAAAUUGUUUUUUAUAAUUUGUGACGUGAUUAAAAAUCUAUAUCUGACUAUUGACCCAAAUAAAAUGGAAUUUCCCGAGCCAGACUUAUUUUACAAUCACAUUAAAACCAUGAAAAAUUUGGAGUUCUUUGCAUAUAAAAAUGAAGAAUUUCCCACUUUGAAACGAUUUAAAGUAGCCAAUAAUGAGAAAGACCUAAUGGUAAAUGAAACAUUUAGUGCUCUCGAGCAUUUGCCCAAACUAAAAAGUGUUAGUGUGAGAUGCGCAAGCAGAUUCAAAGCGUGCAACAUGAUGCCACUGAAAGGCCUGCAAGCGAUUUCGAUAAAUGAUGAAAUCGCAUCAGAGGAUCUAGUUGACAUUUGCCAAUCGAAUGUGAACUUGCGUGUGUUAUGGUUACGAGUGGUUGUCGGAGAACUGAGCGACAUCGUACCUUACUGUCCGAAGUUGGAGGAAAUUUCUUUCCCUAUGCUUAGCAGCCAUAAAUCCUAUGUUGGCCUUGCAGAGCUACCCAACAUAAAAAAAAUCGUUAUUAAAAGUACAAGCUCGCCUUCGCCAUGCGAAAAGCUUUUAGAACUUUUCACCGCACUUGUUGAUAAGAAACAAGGACCUCAAUUACAGAGCUUAAUGGUGUUGUCCAGUUUGAACUUUAAGGAAACAAAUAAACUGAUUGAAUUAAAAUCUUUGCGAGAAUUGCGCUGUGGAUUCAAAGAUGCAAGUUGCAUUGAUCUCUUGACGAACCUAACUGAACUUGAAGGUCUUUACAUAAUGCUGGGGCGAUCAGCCGCUGGCUCCAAGGAAUGCCUGAAUAUACUUAAGUCUUGCAAAAAACUUCAACGUCUGCAUAUAAACUCUAAUUUAUCAACGGAGUUUCUGGAUAAGGCAGUGGAAGUAUUAAGAAAGGUGCGCAAUACCGAAACGCAAAAGCCCUUGCAAUUGUAUUCAACAGGACUCAUGCAUUUGUGCAACGAAGGAGAGAAACUGGUUGAUAAUGCCUACUGUACUGUAGUGAAUUGGUCCGAAUAUCUGCGCGCAAUGCCUUGGCGACUUUCGAACUAAGAUGGUCAACAGAUAAUGUAAAAAGUACUUUAAUACAAACUAAAAUAAUAAUUUAUAUUAAUAACAAUUAAUUAAAUAAUAAAAAUAAGAGUCGAUAGAAUACGAGGCUUAGUUGACUGCUCUAGUGUCACUGGGGAAAGACAGACGCAAAUCAUAUUCCAUUAUUUAUUUCUAAUCAGCAAAAUGAAUUCAAUUAGUCAUUUAUUAGUAAGUCUCAAAAAGCUUAUAACAAUAUAAUAUGGUGACGAAUCAAAUGAAUAUGUUGAAUUUAAGUGUCGAUUGUCUUUAUUGCAAUAUCUUAAAACAAAAGAUCAUGUAAACUUUACACUUAUUAAUUGACUUGAAAUCUUGGCAAGAACUGGCUCCAAGGAAUGCCAAUACAAACUCUUAAUUAUCAACGGAGCUUAUGAAUAGGGACUAACUUAUUAAAAAGCUUAUUAAAAUAUGUUAUUAUAAUAUGUUCAUAAUGUCAAAAAGUCACUUAAUGCAGAUUUUUACUUAAGUUGGAAGUGAAAUUCACGAAACAAAUAAUCGACCACAAAUGUGUAUAAAAAUUAAACUUAUUUUGCAAAGCACAUGAGCACAUACAUAUAUUAAAAUUAACAUAAUUUAUAAUUGCAUCACUUGUAAAACCGCCUUGAAUAUAUUGCAGCGGUAGUAUGAAUCAUUGGCAAGUGAAUUACCAGCAAUUCUCUCGAAAUUAAUCUACACUAUACAAUGUAACACUAAAAAUAAGAACAGGCAGAAUCCAAGAGGUAAUUGGACGUGAUAUCAUGGGAAUUCAUCUUGGUGCUGAAAGUGCCAGAUAACAUUGAAUUAAACUAAUAAACCAACAAUCAAGUGUCA
Messenger RNA from Drosophila grimshawi, 2190 nucleotides. RefSeq lists its product as uncharacterized. The record is from RefSeq and is a predicted model, not a curated record. The transcript is spliced from 3 exons. NCBI's taxonomy places the organism in Eukaryota, Metazoa, Arthropoda, Insecta, Diptera, Drosophilidae. Bases 97 to 1344 code for a protein of 415 amino acids. Gene Ontology annotation, molecular function: protein binding.